Messenger RNA from Trifolium pratense (red clover), 487 nucleotides. RefSeq names its product cullin-1-like. Gene Ontology annotation, biological process: protein ubiquitination; ubiquitin-dependent protein catabolic process. The record is from RefSeq and is a predicted model, not a curated record. The transcript has 3 exons. Gene Ontology annotation, cellular component: cullin-RING ubiquitin ligase complex. The coding region runs from base 23 to 487 and encodes 154 amino acids. Gene Ontology annotation, molecular function: ubiquitin protein ligase binding. Lineage: Eukaryota; Viridiplantae; Streptophyta; Magnoliopsida; Fabales; Fabaceae.
GUACUUUUCUCAAUUCUAUAACAUGUCAAACCAGUCGAUUGUUUACUAUGAUGAAGGAUGGGCUUAUAUGCAAAAGGGCAUUAAGAAGCUUCUACAAGGCUUGCCCAACCCUCACUUCACUUCUGAAGAUUCUUCAAUGUUAUAUACGAAUGUCUACAAUAUGUGCACUCAAAAUGGUCCUCAUGACUAUUCCAAUGAACUGUAUGAAAAAUACAAGGAAACAUUUAAAGAUUACAUCAAAUCAACUGUUCUGCCAUCUUUGCGAGAAAAGAAAGAUGAACUCUUGUUAAGAGAUUUGCUCAAAAGAUGGUCAAAUCAUAAAAUGAUGAUCAAGUACCUCUCGUGUUUUUUUGGUUAUCUUGAUAUAUAUUUUACCCAAAAACGGAGUCGUUCUUCUCUUGAAAAAGUUGGCUACUUAUCCUUCUAUUCCUUGGUUGGUGAUGAGAUUCUUUUGAAAUGUUACACUACAAUUUUUCACUUUUCCUAA